Messenger RNA from Xyrichtys novacula (pearly razorfish), 6021 nucleotides. The record is from the annotation of a GenBank genome assembly. Lineage: Eukaryota; Metazoa; Chordata; Actinopteri; Labriformes; Labridae.
AUGGCUGACACUCACAGUUACCCUGUUUAUUUCGAGUGUCCCGGCCUGCUCGGGGAACAGAAGAACAAGAAAAUAUGGUUGUAUUUCCACAAUCGCCGAAAAUCAGACGGAGGGGACUGUGGACCGGUGAGGCGCGAGAGCGAUACGGUUUACAGCGUUGCCUUCAAAUGUCAAACAGGUAGGCCAUAAUAAUAACAACUAUAACAAGAAACUAACAUAGAGCUAAAAAUAACCUCGACUAUUAAUGUAUAUUUCUUAAUAAGAAACUUGUUUUAUGUUGUUUAAGAACUUUGACGCACGACAUUAUGCAAAAGUCACUAAAAAUGACUCGUUUUGGCAAGAUGGGGUUUAUAUUUUCAUGCUCUUUCACACAUAAAAAACGUCAACAUCAACAAUUUUACGGUUCCAUUAGAUAACAUCUGAGAGGAGAUUCGUUAGGUUUCGUUUUCGAGGUAAAUGAAACUCCGGCACUGCUGCACAGGGGCGUAUUCAAGGGUUGGUUAGAGGUGGCUAUGCCCACUCCCUUCUGAACUCUAAACCUCCAUAUCCAUGUUUUUUUAAAUUUAUUUUCUACCCUGGUUGACUUAAAUACUUUUUCAGAGACAGAGUUAAUAAUAAAACCAACUACUUAGGCAGAGAAUUUCAAUAUAGCAAAGUUUCUGAGUCCAAACUUUUAUUAGCUCUGAUUAUAAACUCUAACUUCUUUGGGACACUUGGAAAAGUUAAUUGAGGAAGGUUUAGGUGUUACCAAUGUAAUACCAGGGCUUGACACUAACUUUUGUCACAAGGAGCACAUGUGCCCCUAAGUUGGAAAAGUAAGGAGCAUACAAAACUUAAGGGGCAUGAAAAAUUAGAGAAAUUAAAUUUUCGUCCGACCUUUGCACUAUUAUUUUAAAUCAAUUUUAGGUCAAUUGGUCACAUGACAUCCAAGCUAUUGAAGGAAAACAGCCAUUUUUGAGAACAUCAACCGGUAAUUUAUUGAUGAUCCCUUACUCAACACGCAAUAUUGACAGCAAGGGUGCCGAGUAGAUUUAACCAAGCUGCUGUUGCUAUUCCCGGUUAUGGAGAAUGAGAAGACACCGGUAGAUCCGCAGUGAAUGUCUGUUGGAUAUCCAACCUAAAACUAACUUCACUGUGGUAUUUACAUGAAAAAACAUUUGUUGCCUCGGCUGAUUUUUUUUGGCACACAUGUGCCUCUAAAUUCAUUUACAAUUCGCACACAUCUAUUUUUCGUCGCAAAUGCGAGUGAAAUGGUCGCACUGAAUCCACUUUUAUAAAAACUGGUUUUAGGUCAGUAAUAGUAACAAAAGCCUGAUCUUGUAAAAAUAAACUCACAAAAUGCAAUAACUCAUGUCUUAGAUCAGCAAAGAGUCCUGCAAAGGUCUGAGCAUGUUGUGGAGCUUGCAGAUGGUCGAUUCGUCCUAACAGUGCGGGACACCCUUGAACCUCACACUUCUGCCAUCAACACUUCAGCACCAGACUCGGAUGUUACAGCUCCAGAACAGGUUAGCGCCUCAUUUCUUUUUAUUCAGAUUAAGUAAAUUCAAAAUUUGUCUUUAUAGAUUACAUUAAAUUUAUGAUUAAUAAAUGAUGCUAAAGAGGCAGUGUACUUCAUCAUUAACAUAUUACAACAAGCUUUAUUAUGGCUGGGAUAAAGUAUGGUGAAUGGGUAACAAGCAGUUCUCAUUACGUGUUCAUCUCUUUUCAACACAGAUCCCACUAGGCAGUCCUGCUUCAACAUCUCCAUCAGGUGGUGAAGAACAUGAACUACAUCUUGAUCUUUACCUCCUUCGAUACCUAACGGAAAGUCCCAAAUCUUGGAAAGACUUAGAAAAAGAUCUCAUCUUUUUUUCCUGCUCUGCUCAGCUUUACCCAGAGGAGGGAAGAGUUUUAGUCAUAAGGUCAGCUCAACCUGACAAUGAAGAAAGUUGGAAAGCUGAGGUAGACAAAGUCUUUGCUAGCUUCCUGUGCCAUCAUGAGGUGGACCCUCUCAAAGUUGAAGCUUUGCUUCAGUCCUGCUCCCCUCAGACCACAGAUCAGGUUAAGGUAUACAGCAUGGCCGGGAAGGCUGUCGUUGUCGGGGAACGCUCUCUGGUGAACGCGAUGUUGAUGAAUCUUGAUAGAGAGGAAAGUGUUGAACCAGUUGCUUUGGACCAGUCUUGUGCCCAAAGCAGAGUACCCCUGCCUUCCCCAGGGUUAGGACAAGAAUUACCUGAACUACUGCAGGUCUAUUCUUUAACAUCCUCCUCUGAGUCAGUGGUGGAGGUUGAAGGUCCCUCCAACCUCAGUGUCACUAACUCCCACCUGGACUCCCUUGAUGGCGUUGGAGUCGAUAUUGAAGAUCCAGGGUCAGUAAGAUUUUUCCAAAUCUCCCUUGAGGAAGAUGAAACCCCAAGUGUUGCAAAUUUGGCAUCCUCAGGCUUAGGUGAAGUUAACACAACAGUCGCCAGCUACCACCUUCAUGAAGGGCUUCAAGUGCUAGUUUGUCAUGGUGACAUCACCAAACAGGAUGCUGACGCCCUGGUGAACGCUGCAAACAAAGAUUUGGACCACUGUGGAGGGGUAGCUGCUGCACUGAGCAAAGCAGGUGGUCCUGAAGUACAGCAAGAGAGCAACAAUCUAGUGGAGUGUUUGGGGAAAAUACAGACAGGUGAGGUAGUUGUGACCACAGGGGGGAACUUGAACUGCAAGUUACUGCUGCAUGCUGUCGGACCUGUAGGUGGAGAAUCAGGGGGAAGAGAGAGGGCCUUACUCGAAAAAGUAGUCAGCUCGGCUUUGAAUUUAUCAGACAUCAUGGAGUUGGAGUCCAUUGCUAUGCCGUUUAUCAGCUCAGGGGCAUUUGUCUCUCUUAAAGUGUGUGCCGAAGCUAUCGUGACCGCUGUAAAGGAGUUUGGCAGCCAGGGAGGCCGAAGCUUGAGCACUGUCAUUUUGAUUGAUAACAGGGAGGAAGUGGUUAAGGCAAUGCAGGACGCAUGUAACAGAAUUCUCACCGGUGUAACCCCUGAACAAAGUGAACCAACUGAUGAUGAGUUCCCACUGGGAGCAUUUGCAGAAGAGGACGCUAGAGCUCCUGGAGAUUAUGUCAGUUUUGAGAUUGUCCGGGGAACAAUCGAGGCUCUGAGGGUAAGAACUUAAAAACUUACUGUUGUUGGAAAGAAAGCAACUUAGGAAAUAUUCCAAUACCCACCACAUCUGCUCUCAUCAGGUUGAUGCAAUAGUGUCCCCAAUGGUCGGCCACAAUCCUCUCUCCACCCGUGUCGGCAAUGCAUUACUAGAAAAGGUUGGACGUCAGCUGACUGCAAGAUUCAGAGAGGCAGCAAAAAGGGAAACAAUGCAGGAUGAUACAGUCCUGGUGGAGGACUUGCCUGGACUUCAGUCUGAGGCAGUGUUCUUCCUCAACCUUGCUCCCUGGGAUGAAGACCAAGAUGGAACUCCGGUUCAGGUACAAACAGCAGAUGUGCUUCUUGUAAACAUUAGUAAGUAAAAAUGUUUAUAAUCAUUCCAAGAAGCAUUUGUGCUCUUUUAAAAUCUGAUUGUUCUGCAGAAUGUGCGAUAUUUGAAUUUGUGUUUUUCCAUCUCUGCAUCCAUCUGCACCAGCCUGCACUUCAUCUUCUCAAUCACCUUCAGGCAGCCAAUCAACACAUUCUCUGUGAGGAUGUUUACAAAUUUCUUAAAAGUGGUUGAAUUUUGUCCUUCCUAGGUUCUGAGGAGCGGUAUCAACCAAAUCCUUAUUUCUUGUGACAGACAAGGCUACAGUUCUGUUGCUCUCCCAAUGCUUGGGGCUGGGAUUGUUCUACGUUUUCCCAACAGCUUGGUUGCCAGAGUUCUUCGAGAGGAGGUUCACAAAUUCAAGCAAGAGCGGUCCAGCAGAGCUCCGCUCUCUGUCCUGAUCGUCAUCCACCCCAAUGACAAAAACGUUGACGAGGUAAAGGAGAUGUAGUAUCAAACUCCAAAGAUGCAAGUCUUGUCUUUCGUAGGCUUCUGACUUCUUGACAGAAGCAGAACAAAAUCCUCAUUUUAUUUUGAUGAAUGUGAUCAAUGAGGGCUUUGUUCACUCAGACUGUAUACCAUCAGAUCAGAUUAACUUGUUCAGACAUUGCCUGCUUGGUUUAAAAAGCUAGCACCCUUACUGUUGCAUGUCAAUGUCCACAUGCCUCCUUUGGUUGCGUAUUGCUCCAGUCAAGUGGAUAAUUAGAGUUUAAUUAGCCAGACAACUCUGUCUUCACUGUCAAAAUUCAGCCACAGCCACAAGAUGUUAUCUGUGCUUGUUUACAUGUCUUUCCAGGAGGAUUUUGAACUCCAGGAACUUGCAAAUGAAGCUCAGCGACCACAUCAAGGUUGGUUUUGAAUACUUAUUUUAACUGUAACGGCGACUAAACUGAGCUUUCAUUACAGGCGUGCGUUUUCUUCCGACUGUUAUUUUAAUGAGAAACUUAAAGACGAUUUUCUUGCACAACUUUGUCAAAGAAAGAUAUUUGAGUGAGUCUUACUGUGGGCACAAAGAAUCGGAAUAAAGGCCCGGUAGGAAUAAAAAUGCGUCAUGUACACAUAAUCAGAAGAUCCUGAUCCAAUUGGGGCUAUGGGAUAGAAAUUGUGUUCCGAGAGGGGUGGUUUCUGCCGAUAGUUAUUCCGAAACGCAUUAAUGUAAACACUUAUUCUGAUCGUGACUCUCUGGGCAAAACUAUCCCUACUCAUGUGUGCUCUACGUCAACAUGACGAAAUUCCGCCGUUAGUGACAAGACGUAAAUAUGACGGGACCCUAAAGCUGAAUUCUAAUCUGAAUAAAGCUUGGUACAUGUUUAUGCGGAGUGGAUUGAUUUUCCGAUCCCUCAGAUUUUAAUCUGAUCAAGAAAUUUUGGAUAUGUAAACAUGGCUUGUUACAAGGCUGGUUUUGUCUUUUUCAUAUUGUAUGAAAUUUUACUCUGUCACUCUACAGGGUCUGUUACGAAGAGGAUCGUAGUGCUGGGGAAAACAGGAUCUGGAAAGAGCGACCUAGCAAACACCAUAAUUGGUGAGAAAUUGUUCAGCACAGACGACACCCCCAACUCUGGAACAAAAGAAUGUCAAAUAGAAACCAGAUCUGUCAACGGAAGAAGCAUCACUGUGAUUGACACUCCUGGUUUCUUCGAUGCAGGAAGGUCUGAGGAGGAGAUGAAGCCCGCGAUAGUGAAGUGUAUCACAGAGUGUGCUCCUGGGCCCCAUGCUUUUCUCAUUGUGCUCAAAGUGGAGAAAUUCACCGAGCAGGAGCGGGCAGUCAUCACUAAAAUAAGCCAGUAUUUCUCUGAGGAUGCUCUCAAAUAUGCUGUGAUUGUCUUCACCCAUGGUGAGCAGCUGCCUAAGAAGGUGAAAAUCGAGGAGUUUGUCAGUCAGAAUAAGGAUCUGAGUGAUCUGGUAAGGAAGUGCGGAGGGAGGUGCCACGUCUUUGAUAAUAGAUACUGGCAGAAUAAAGAGCGGAGUAACUACAGAAGCAACCAGUUCCAGGUUGAGGAGCUACUCAACACAAUAGAUCAGAUGGUGAUGGAAAACGAAGGAGGCUUCUACAUGAAUAGGAUGUUUCAAGUCGUAGAGAAACAGAUCCAGAGAGAGGAAGAGAAAGUAAGACAGUCCAUGGGUGAUGUGUCAGCAGUAGAGAUCAGAAGAGUAGCCAGAAGCAGAGUUAACAACGAGAUUUUGAUCAAGCUGGCAGGCAUUGGUACAGGAGCAUUGGUAGGGGCUUUUGUUGGCAUGGCAGCGUUGGUUGGAUUAGUCAUCACAGCUUUCCAAAACCAUGCAGCCUUCAUGAAACUCAUUAAAAGAGCCCCAGCUGUAGGAAGUGCCGCAGUAGGAGGAAUUGAAGCAGCAGGUCUAAGUGCUGCAGGCAUGGUUGGUGUGGCUGCAGGUGGCUUUGCUGCAGCAGGUGCAGUUGUUGGUGGAAUCAUCGGAGGUGAAGCAGCUGAAGGAGCUGCAACACCCAUGGAGGCAUCCAUCAAGGCAGCCAAUGCUGUCAUCAACAAAGGGAAAAAUUCUCUGAAGUUUAAAUAA